ACAACGUCGUAUGAUUUUAUUUAGUGCCAAGCAUUACCACCAUGGUAUAGACUGGUACUAAAUGUCUCAAUUUUUUGGUCCCAAAAAUAUAUCAAAGUGUAUAUAAUUUUAAAGAGCACAAUUUAUCUGAUUUAUCUGUGCGGAAAGAUUUGAAUUACAACUUAAAAUGAAAGAGAUAACUCGUCAAAAUCUAUAGGGAAAAUUGUUAGGGGUCUCCAAUAAAUAGUGUUGUGGCAGAUUAUGAAUGGUUAUUGUCUUAUUGACCACAAGGUUCUGCACUUGAACCGCUCCAACUUUGCCUGCCACAAAGCAGCGCUUAAAGCCAAAGCAGAACGUUAGUCAUUCGUGUUUGAAACCCAAUGCCCCACACUACUGGCACUCAUAACGCUUGAUGCCCGACACUAACGACACUCAAGCCAACUGGUUCAUCAGUUUGGAUAUGCUUGAGCCUCCACCCAUUUGGAUAGAGGGUUAAUAUUUGCCGCCCGGGUAAUUACUAUUUGCCGCCCGUAAAAAACACUAAAAAGACAAUUUUGCCCUCCAAAUUUUUCUUUAUAUUCUAUUCGCUGAAAUGGUUUUUUAAACACGAACACACUACCCGAGUCCCGACCACCAACUCCCCACAAACACCACAGCCAGAUUCACGGCCACCGGACGGCAGCCUAAGUUGCCGGCCACCGGACCAAUCUCGUCAGCAUAAUUCGCCGGGCACUGGACGGCAGCCGUACCCCAUCGUCGGACCAUCGAAGCAGGUAAACCCCACUGACUUUUCUGGAAUUUUUUGCCCGUCCGCCGGGGACCGGAUGCAUCGGAGUCGGCAGUGUUAUAUAUAUUUUUUAAUUCGAGACAGGUUAUUAUUUCUAGAGCUAAUUAUUUAUAUUUAAUUUAUUGCUUUUAUUUCUAUUUUACAUAGUUAAAUUCAUAUGUAGUUUGAAUUAAGAGAUUGUAUUUUGUUGUAGCGCUAAUUAGUUUCUUACUGUCAAAUUAUUGUUAUUUUGUAGAGUUAAUUAAAUUAUUGCAUGUUGUUUAAUUUUGUAGAGUCAAUUGAAGCACAAUUAGUUUAAUUAAGUGAUUGUGUUUUGUUGUAGCGCUAAUUAGUUUAUUGUGUUUAGAUAUAAUUCGUAGAGCUAAAGAUGUUUAAUAAUUUAUAUUUAAAUAAUUUUCUUAUUGUAAAAUUAUCAUUAUUUUUUAGAGUUAAUUAAAUUAUUGCAUUUAGUUUAAUUUUGUAGAGUCAAUUGAAGCACAAUUAGUUUAAUUAAGUGAUUGUGUUUUGUUGUAGCGCAAAUUAGUUUAUUGUGUUUAGAUUUAAUUCGUAGAGCUAAUUUGGUUUAAUAAUUUAUAUUUAAAUUAUCAUUAUUUUUUAGACUUAAUUAAAUUAUUGCAUUUAGUUUAAUUUUGUACAUUUCUAACGAGUUGUAAAAUCACAAUUGCAGGUGGACAUGGAUUACAAUGUUGAACUAAUUGGUGAUUACACGGACCAUUUUCUCAAUGGCGUCCGAUACGACAAUUUCGAAGAUGCUGUAACAGUUACCAAAAACAUCGCGAUGUCUCUUGGUUUCUUUCUAACUAAGGGAUCGAUGAAGCCACGUGAGUUGAGCAACAAAAGAUUAUUGGGUAUCUGUUAUAUGUAUUGCGACAGAUGCAGUAGGGAGAGGAAGUCAUACAAGCCGGAUUCUUCCAAGGAGAGUCGUGGCAAUACAAGUUCAAAAGGAUCGGGGUGCAUGUUCAGGAUUAAAAUCAAAGAACUACUGGUUAAUCCAGAUGCUCUUGAUGGACCUUCAUUCUGGGAGAUACAAGGAGUGACGGAGCAAGGAACCGGUUUAAGGCGAGGGUAUCACAAUCAUGAGAAGAUGCUUUAUCCCAAAGGCCACAGUCAAAUGAAUCAAUUGAGUCAGGAGGAUAAAGAAUCUCUGAGGCAGAUGAGAGAUGUUGGGGUACCUCCGUCGCAACAGAAGCAGACAAUAAACAAGCAGAAGGGUGACAAAGGGCAUCACACCCAAAGGCAGAUGUAUAACCUCGGGUCCAAGUCUAGGAAAGACGAGAUGAAUGCAGUGCAGUAUGCGUUGCUAGCAGCUGAACGUGAGAAUUAUCAUACAGAGGUUAUGAAGGACGAUGACGACGUGCUGACACAUCUUUUUUUUGCCCAUCCAACUUCCAUCCAGAUGUUGAAGGCUUGGCCGUACGUGAUUCUGAUCGACUCAACGUAUAAGACCAAUGCAUAUAAAUGGCCGUGGGUGGAGGUCAUAGGUGCUACUCCAGUUGGGAAGAAUUUCAACAUAUGUUGUGCUCUCAUGAAGGAUGAGACAAAAGAGUCGUAUCUUUGGCUGUUGCAGUGCAUACAUAUAUGGGGAAACCCACCCUAGAGGAGUCAUUGUUCUGCAUUUCGUCCAGAAUCAUUGGAUCAACCUCUCUUUCCCGGCGGACAAGAUACCGUUGCCCCCUCUACAUGCCAUGUGGCCAGGCGGUCACCAAGAAAGCGUGGAUGGAUGGGAGAACUAUUUCGCGCCGUUUAGUCAAAUGUGGUUCGAUCUUGGGGGUGGUGCGAAUAACUUUCCAUCACGCAAAAAUAGGGUUCCAAAGAAAUAAAUUUGUACUUGUCCGACUCAUAAAUAAAUUGUAAUGAACGUCUUCAAUUUAA
Molecule: messenger RNA, 2638 nt
Organism: Linum trigynum
Lineage: Eukaryota; Viridiplantae; Streptophyta; Magnoliopsida; Malpighiales; Linaceae
Source: the annotation of a GenBank genome assembly